Malassezia vespertilionis is the source of this 573-nucleotide messenger RNA. RefSeq lists its product as uncharacterized. The transcript is spliced from 3 exons. The record is from RefSeq and is a predicted model, not a curated record. NCBI's taxonomy places the organism in Eukaryota, Fungi, Basidiomycota, Malasseziomycetes, Malasseziales, Malasseziaceae. The coding region runs from base 1 to 573 and encodes 190 amino acids.
AUGUCCAAAGCGGCGGCGAAUGCGGGCAAGGCGCACGACUACAAGGCGCACUUUACACGCACACGGACCAAGUACGAUAAAGCCAAAGCACGGCAGGCGCACGUCGAGGCUACCGCGACCAAAGCGGUCGUCAAACAGCAGGCAUUGCAGGAAGAGGUCGACUUCUUGCUCGAUGCAUUAGAGGAGCUGCGCGAUAAAGGCGCGGCCGGCUCCGUACCGCUGUACCGGGGGGCGCAGCACAGAGAUGAACGUGCGCACGGCCGCGCACCUACGGAUGUGAUGCACGAGGAACCUGCACACGAAGAACCUGCACAUGAGCACUACACACAAAAAGACGUUGCUCACCAUGCUUCGCGCGACGCAGACGCAGACGCAGACGCAGUGCCUGGAGACAAGCACGAUACGCUGCACGCGACGGAGGGUGCCCCCGCUCCCCGGAUCCAAGAUAUCUCUGCGCUACUCGACCAGUCCUCCGAGAACAGCAAGCGCUCUCGCGGAGAAUCGCUUGGCCCAUCCUCUCCUGGGCACACACCAGAGGCACAAGCGCCGCCCAAGCGUCCCAAGCGCGCAUAG